Messenger RNA from Mirounga angustirostris (Northern elephant seal), 375 nucleotides. Its product is annotated as ferritin light chain-like. Gene Ontology annotation, molecular function: ferrous iron binding; ferric iron binding. Bases 4 to 375 code for a protein of 123 amino acids. The record is from RefSeq and is a predicted model, not a curated record. Gene Ontology annotation, biological process: intracellular iron ion homeostasis; iron ion transport. Gene Ontology annotation, cellular component: cytoplasm. The transcript has a single exon. NCBI's taxonomy places the organism in Eukaryota, Metazoa, Chordata, Mammalia, Carnivora, Phocidae.
AACAUGCAUCUGCAGGCCUCCUACACCUACCUCUCUCUGGUCUCCUGUUUUGAUGGUGAAAAUGUGGCUCUGGAAGACGUGGGCUCCUUCUUCCUCGAGCUGGCUGAGGAGAAGCUUGAGGGUGCUGAACAUCUCUUGAAGAUGCCAAACCAGUGCAGCAGCCUCGUCCUUGUCCAGAAACCUUCCCAAGAUGAGUGGAGUAAAGCCCUGGAUGCCAUAGAAGCCACCCUGGUUCUGGAGAAGAACCAGAACCAGGCCCUUCUGGAUCUGCAUGCCCUGGGUUCUGCCCUCGCAGACCUCCAUCUCUGCGACUUCCUGGAGAACCACUUCCUAGAUGAGGCGGUGAAGCACAUCAAGAAGAUGGGGACCACCUGA